AAGAUUCUUGAAUAAAAAUGGUCUGCAAUGUUGAACCAUGAAAAUUAAUCAACCAGCCGCACAGUUGUACAGACGCUUCUUUAUCUAUUCAAAGGAUGAUGAUGAAGUGCGUGUUCCCCCUGUUUACUGUUUGAUUGGUUUUGACCCAGCAAAAAAGAACUUUAGACCCAAAAGUUGAAGAAAUUAAAUCGGUGGUUUCAUCACCACUGGUAUGCGUUAGGUUGAGUACUAUAAAUACUUAUGUCUCUGUAUCUUUGUUUUUCAUCUCAAAAUUAUCUUGUUUAUUGCUUCAAAGUAAAAAAUAAAAGUCAUUGUUUAUUGUAUUUGAUUGUGUUCGUUCAUAUAUAUUUAAGACAAAUGGAGUUUGGUUUUAAGUAUCAAAUUAGCCUUGUUUGUGUUAUACUGUUAUUUCCAGUACUAUGUAACUGCAACAAAGAAUAUUAUGCCAAAUCAAGAGCUUCCUAUUAUGGCACUUCUGACGGCUAUGGAAAUUCAAGGGGAGCUUGUGGUUUUGGAGACUAUGGAAAGAUAGUCAAUGACGGCAGUGUCGCAGCUGUUUCUGCCAAGUUGUGGAAGAAUGGAGGAGGAUGCGGUGCAUGUUAUCAAGUGAGAUGCAAAAUACCACAAUAUUGUGAUGAUAAUGGAGCAUAUGUGGUGGUGACAGACUAUGGUGAGGGAGAUAGAACUGAUUUCAUAUUGAGUCCACGUGCCUUUUCAAGAUUGGGGCGCAAUGCAGUUACAUCAGAAAAAUUAAAGAAAUAUGGAGUGUUGGAUGUUGAAUAUAAAAGGGUUCCUUGUACAUUUAAAGGCAACAAUAUUGUAUACGAAAUCAAUGAAAAUAGUAGAAACCCGGGCUAUUUCGCUAUCAAUAUUCUUUAUGUUGGAGGAACAUACGAAGUUACUGCUGUUGAGAUCUGGCAGAAACAACAACACCAAUGGGAAGCUAUGCGUAGAUCUUAUGGUGCUGUUUUUGACUUUGCUAACCCACCAGAAGGUGAAAUCCGAUUGAGGUUUCAAGUGAGUAGCAAUGUUGGGUCCAAUUGGGUGGGAUCACGGUUCACAAUACCUGCAGGUUGGAAGGCAGGUGCUACUUAUUCCACCAAGAUUCAGCCUUAUUAAUUGUUUGUACAGAAAAACAGUUUAAAGUCCCAUAAACUGUUUGUUGUUGCUGCUUUUCAAAAUAGGGACUAAAAUUAUGGAUUUGUGUAACUUGACUCCAUCUCAUACUAAAUAAUAUUGGAGUAUCAAUCAAUAAAAUCAAUUCUAGUACAUUA
Lathyrus oleraceus (garden pea) is the source of this 1274-nucleotide messenger RNA. RefSeq names its product expansin-like B1. The record is from RefSeq and is a predicted model, not a curated record. Gene Ontology annotation, cellular component: extracellular region. The coding region runs from base 241 to 1119 and encodes 292 amino acids. The transcript is spliced from 4 exons. Lineage: Eukaryota; Viridiplantae; Streptophyta; Magnoliopsida; Fabales; Fabaceae.